CUGAUGAGCCAGUUGUCUCGGCCAUGCCGGAUGAUGCUGCUGGUGAACCCACAGAGCGGGAAGGGAGAGGCGCUGACUCUCUACAACAACCACAUCCAACGCAUGCUCAACGAGGCGGGAGUCCCACACACGCUGGUCAUCACCGAGCAUCAGAACCACGCCCGGGAGCUGGUGAGGGAGGCCGACCUGUCGCAGUGGGACGCUUUGGUCAUCAUGUCGGGGGAUGGACUCUUGUUUGAGGUGAUUAACGGUCUGCUGGAGAGAGAGGACUGGGAGGACGCCAUCCGGACCCCGCUGGGUAUCCUUCCUGGUGGAUCAGGAAACGCUUUGGCAGCGUCGAUACAUCACUACUCCAGAUCGUCUCCGGUGUCCAGCGAGGAGCUCCUGCUCAGCUGCGGUUUCCUGCUCUGUAAAGGUCUGGUGUCCCGCAUGGACCUGGUCUCGGUCCAGCUCUCCUCUGGCCCUCGCCUCUUCUCCUUCCUCUCCCUCGCCUGGGGCUUCGUGGCGGACGUGGACAUCGAGAGCGAGAAGUACCGCCACGUGGGAGCGGCGCGGUUCACCGUGGGCACGCUGGUGCGGUUGGCGUCCCUCCGGGUCUACAGGGGCCGGCUGGCGUACCUGCCCGCCCCCGACCAGGAGACUCUGAGGAACGAGGUGACCCUGCACUGCAAUAAUCAGACGCUCAGGUCCAGAGACUCUGUCGGACAGAACACCUUCCACAACUCCUGCCACUCCAACAACUCCCUCAAAGCGCGGCGGACAGAGAGCACGCCGUCCAGAAGUCCCCACAAGGCGCCCCGCGGCCCGCCGGACUCCCUGCUGCCGCCUCUGGACCAGCAGCUGCCCGGGGACUGGGUGCUGGUUCAGGAGGAGGACUUUGUGCUCAUGCUGGCUAUGUACCACUCCCACCUGGCCGAGGACCUGCUGGCAGCACCGGGCGCCGCCCCGGACGACGGGGUCAUCCACCUGUUCUACGCGAGCGGGAUCUCCCGCGCGGCGCUGCUGAAGCUCUUCCUGGCGAUGGAGAAAGGCGAACACCUGGGGACCAUCUGUCAGCAUCUGGUGUACGUGAAGGUGCGGGCGCUCAGGCUGGAGUUCUCCCCAAGGAUCAUCACGCUGGACGGCGAGGUGGUGGAGUACGGGCCGCUGCAGGCCGAGGUGCGAGGACUCGCCAGAUUAAUCACCGGAUGAACUGAACGCACGUCGACACGGCCGAAUGAAGACGCUUCAGCUUUAAAAAUGUAGCGCAGGGCGGGAACAGGAAGGACGGCGU
Labrus bergylta (ballan wrasse) is the source of this 1273-nucleotide messenger RNA. The record is from RefSeq and is a predicted model, not a curated record. NCBI's taxonomy places the organism in Eukaryota, Metazoa, Chordata, Actinopteri, Labriformes, Labridae.